AGUGUCCCUGCAGGCUAUGAAAGAGAGGGUCGUACAUCCUUCUGUAGAGCGUGAUGCGCAUGUGUUCCUACAUAUUGAUCAGUGAACAGCGUGUGUGAGCUUCACACGCGUGGUCCUGACAGUCUCGUCACCUUGUGAUGGAUUACAGCAUCAGAGGAGUCCGAUGCGGAGCAGAGACUCAUUUGGCUGUUUUUCUGUGAGAGCACUGGAACGUCAGCCUGAAUGCAGCGCUCGUCGCAAAACAGACGUCCUCCCUGGCCAUCCUCCUCCCUCUCCUCUCCUCUCCUCUCCUCCUCUACGGAGGCAAUCCUUGCUGACACAAGGCACAAAGGACUAAAUGCUGGCUGCAUCCUCCAGCAGCAGCAGCAGCAGCAGCAGCAGGGCUCUCUCCUCGUCAUCCUCUACGGUCAGGCUGUGCACAGCGGGAGGCUGUUUCUCUAAGACUGCUUAAUACUGUAUAUCUCAUCUCUGGAAUACCGGCCUGGCUGCCGUCCUCCUCCGCCCCCUGUAUCCCCUCCUCUUCCUCCUCCUCCUCCUCCUCCUCCUCCUCCUCGGCCGGUUCAUUCAGGGAGCACAUCAGCUCAGGGAUACAGCCCUGAGGAGGCGUUUUUUUAGCUUGCUGGAUUUUGGUAGGACCACUGAUAGCUUCUUUUUUUCAUCAUCUGAUGCGUUUACGUCGCAGGAUGUAGGAGCUUUCUCCUUUUCUUCCCUCUUUUUGGCCGCCUCUGUUUUCACCCUGCUACACAUCACUAAACACACAGUCACCCCUGAUCUGUUCCCUGAAACCCCCCUGGUGCCGUCCCUUCCUGCGAUAUCAUCUGCACGAGCCAGCUCUGCCCCUCAAAAGCCCCGGAGGCGCAGCAGCGGCGGAACUGAUAGCGCUGCCAGGCCCCGGCCGUGUCACUCAGCCUCCAGGCCAGGCCCCAGCAGAGGCAGCAUGGAGGUGGGCAUGCGCGUGGUGCGUGGCCUGGACUGGAAAUGGGGAAACCAGGACGAUGGAGAGGGCCACGUAGGCACUGUGGUGGAGAUCGGGAGGCAGGGCAGCACCACCACACCAGACAAGACCGUGGUGGUGCAGUGGGACAGUGGCACACGGACCAACUACCGCACUGGUUACCAGGGCUCCUUUGACCUGCUGCUCUAUGACAACGCCCAGAUUGGUGUGCGCCACUCCAACAUAAUCUGCGAUAGCUGCAAGAAGCAUGGCAUCAUGGGAAUGCGAUGGAAGUGCAAAGUGUGUUUUGACUAUGACUUGUGCACCCAGUGUUACAUGAACAACAAGCACGACCUGGGCCACGCUUUCGAGCGCUAUGAGACGGCACACUCCCAGCCAGUGAGCUUGGCACCGAGGCAAAACCUCCCGCGGAUCAUCCUCAAAGGAAUCUUCCAGGGGGUUAAAGUGGUUCGUGGACCUGACUGGGACUGGGGAAACCAAGACGGUGGGGAGGGUAAAGUUGGGAAGGUAGUGGACAUUCGAGGCUGGGACACAGAGUCUGGUCGCAGCGUGGCCAGUGUCACCUGGUCUAAUGGCACCACCAAUGUCUACCGAAUGGGACACAAGGGCAAGGUAGACCUCAAAUACGUGUGUGACGGACAAGGAGGCUUCUAUUACAAAGACCACCUACCCAAACUAGGAGAGCACGCAGAGCUGCAGCGUCAGGAGAGCGCUGACGGUCACUCCUUCCAGCAGGCAGACAAAGUCAAAUGUCUCUUGGAGGUGGACAUCCUGCGACAGAUGCAAGAAGGUCACGGAGGGUGGAACCCCAAAAUGGCAGAGUACAUUUGCCGGAUCGGGACUGUUCACAGAAUCACAGACAGAGGAGAUGUACGAGUCCAGUACAGCAACAACAUCCGCUGGACCUUCCAUCCAGGGGCCCUGACCAAGGUGAACACAUUUGGAGUUGGAGAACGAGUCAGAGUGUUGGAGGACAUGGAGAGCGUGAAGAGACUGCAGGCUGGCCAUGGAGAGUGGACGGACAGCAUGGCUCCUGUUCUCGGGCAGGUUGGGCAGGUGCUGAAAGUUUACGCAGACGGUGACCUACGAGUGGCGUUUGGCAGCCAGACGUGGACUUUCAAUCCGGCGUGCCUCUCAGCCCAGCCUGUGGAGAUGGACGCCAACCUAAUGACGACCGAGAACCCCAACGAAUCUGGAAGUACUGUCAUCUCAGUGUUGGAGAAGCUGCUGUCUCAGUCCACGGAGCAGGACAACCCCAGCCGGCUGGUGAUUGAGGCAGCACACGGCAGUGCCAACAAAGUACGGGAGUUGGUGCAGAAGUAUCCUGACAAGGUGGAUAUAAAAAACCAGGGCAAGACCGCUCUGCAGGUCGCUGCCCACCAAGGUCACAUGGAGGUGGUGAAGGCCCUGCUGCAGGCCAACGGCUCCAUAGAGGUCAAGGAUGAAGAUGGAGACACUGCAUUGCACUACACUGCCUUUGGCAAUCAGGCAGAGAUCGCACGGCUGCUGUUAAGCAAAGGAGCAAAUGUCAACCUCCUGAACAACUCCAUGUGCACGUCGCUCCACAUCGCUGUGAACAAGGGCUUUACUGACGUGGUGCGCGUGCUGACUGAACAUUCAGCUGACGUGAAUCUGCAGGAUUCAUACGGGGACACACCGCUCCAUGACGCCAUUGCUAAAGAUUUCCGCAACAUCAUCGAGAUCCUGGUGUUGGUGCCCAACAUCGACUUCACCCAGCAGAACCACCGGGGCUUCAACCUGCUGCACCACGCUGCCCUCAAAGGAAACAAACUGGCAACAGAGAAGAUCCUGGCCCGAGCACGGCAGCUGGUGGACGUUAAGAAGGAGGAUGGAUUCUCGGCUCUGCAUCUGGCUGCCCUCAACAACCACAGAGACGUCGCCGAGAUCCUUGUCAAAGAGGGACGCUGUGACAUCAACAUCCGCAACAACCGCAACCAGACGCCUCUGCAGCUGGCGGUGACGCAGGGCCACACGGAGCUGGUGCAGCUGCUGGUGGAUGAAGGUGCCGAUGUCAACAUGGAGGACGAGGACGGCGACACGGCCAUGCACGUCGCUCUCCUCCGCCCACAGCUCGCCAAUGUUAUGCUCAGCCCAGCGGUGGGAACCAGCAGCACGGAGGAGAGCAGUGAGGGCUGCUCGACCCCAUCCCUCUACUGCAGGCUGAACGCUUCAGGUCUUCUCGGGAACACAGAGCUGAGUGUCGGCGCAGCAAUCGCUUGUUUUCUAGCGCAGGAGGGAGCUGACAUCAACUACGCCAACCACAAGGGCAAGAGUCCCCUGGACCUGGUGGCAGAGAGCACCAUGAUGCAGCUCAUCAAGAGCUUCUCUGAGAAACACAGGUUGCAGCGUCUGCAGGCCAUCACAUGUGGACAGGGUCUGAGCAGUGCCAGCCUGCGGAGGGUCCACACUACACCAAACACGAUGACAAACCUGGUUCUUCCCACACCGCCCGGGCCCAGUGAAUGCCUCAUCUGCUCUGAGCUGGCUCUGCUGGUUCUCUUCUGUCCCUGCCAGCACAGUGUGGCCUGUGAAGAAUGCGCCCAUCGAAUGAAGAAAUGCAUCAAAUGCCAAGUCACAAUCACCAAGAAGAUUAGACAAGACCAAACAGAGGUGGACUGCAGCCCCGGCACCGAGAACUCAGAGCAGCACAACCUGCUGGAGCAGCUGCAGUCUCGCUAUCGGCAGAUGGAGGAGCGGAUCACCUGCCCCAUCUGCAUCGACAACCACAUCAAGCUGGUCUUCCAGUGCGGACACGCCUCCUGCAUCGACUGCAGUGCCGCGCUCAAGACCUGCCCCAUCUGCCGGCAGACCAUCAGAGAGCGCAUCCAGUUAUUCGUCUGAGCUCCUCUGUCCUCUCGGCUCCUAAACACCCAAAGAGGAUGUCAGAGGGGGGACCGGGGGUGAAGUGGGAGGGCAGCUGUUACAUUUGAAGACCCUGUGACUUUUGUCUGCCUGUCACACCCUCCUGCUCCCCUGCCCUCCACUCGAACUUUACUACAUGACGCUGUGUUACAUCGCUGAGAGUCCACUGUUACAUUUUCAGAAGUUCCCCCUUUUGAUCAGCACAGACAGGAACACGGUGAUGACUUUUACAGCGUCUGAACUGAUGUUCCACCGAGCCCCGACGGGAAGCAGACGAGCGGAAAGUUUGAGGUGAUGCUGCCGCUCAGAAGAGUCUGAGUGAUUAGCCGGGGAAAAGGUCCCCACACUUCUUCGCCCGCUCAGCCUCCACCUUCUGUAAUCUGUCCUCUCUUUGCUGCUUUAAGUGGAUGUCUGUUACCCAUAAUCCUCUCUGGCUGUCUGGCCUCCUCUGUUUACACGGCUGCGUAGAAACAGUCCUGUCUUCUCGCCCCUCGGCCUGUCCUGUGAAUUAUGUUUGCUCUCAUUUGUACCAAUCUCUUAAUAAUCAGUGUUAGUCUCUGCAGAGGGAGUUGGUAUAACUAAAGGCUCUCUAUAUAGUCCCCGGCCACUCGCCUGUAUGCAAGGGGGAAAUACACACUAUAUAUGCAUGAAGAUAUGCAUAUUGUAAAGCUGAAAAUGACUGUGUUGUCAUGGGUGGUUUGUUGUCGUCAGUGUUUUAUUUCUCUCUGGUUACAUUUGUGGUUUUUAAUGUACCCAUAAGUACAGAUUUUAUUUAUGUGUGAAAGGUGGUGUUAUGUAGUAAUGUCCUUUUUAAGUUGGUGUUUACUCAGCAAAGAUCUUUUUGUUUGUAUUGAAUUUCACCCCAAGCCUAUGUCCUCUACUCAGGGUAUCAAAUCAUUGAAAGCACUUGUGAUAUCCAUAAAGGUUAAUGACCGCCCCCUCCACACACACACACGCACACACACACGCACGCACACACACACACACACACACACACACACACACACACACACACACACACACACACACACACACACACACACACACACACACACACACGUCCAGCAUUACACAGCUACAGUGCUUUGGAUCAUUUUAUUGAGGGGUCGCCUAAAAGAAAAGGUCAGUCACUCAAAUCAGCAGAAGAAACCGUCAGUUCACUUUUAACACUCAAGAUGCAGAAACGUUUCUGCGAAAGGACUCACAUUCUUCUUCUUCUUCUGCUGCUCCUUCUUCUUCUCAGAAUCCCAGAAGCAUCCCAGAGGCAGCAGUCAGCUCUUUAUGUUGUUAAGUUGAAACAGAGAGCAGUGUGUUGGUUUGCCUGUUUGUGUCUGAAGAGCAGCGUCUGUGGGUUGUAGAGACCGGCGUGCGGUUCAAAGGGGAAUCCUUGUGUUCAGUGUUUUAUCCACCACAUGUAUUGUAAGAUAUAGAAUCAGAAGGGCAAAAACAUGAACUAGUCAUCAUGUCGCACCUCUAGCUCCACGUCUCCUUCCCUCGUCUAGUCACGUCAGAAAACCCUCCGCCUUUUCCCCCUCUCUAGUUCUGGAUUGUACAUCAUCUUCAUCCUCUCUAAUGUGUUGAUGUGUUUUCUUGAAGGGCUUAUGCAUAUAAGAAAAAAAUACUAUUUUAAUCUUUAUUUAAUUUUAUUUUCUAUGAUAAACUUCCAGAGACAGGAGGGGUUUUCUUUUCUCUUUUCGAUCCCAAAUUUUGGGAGAGCCAAUGUUAAAGAUGUACAUUUGAAUGUCGGGGAAAAAAAUGUAUCCUGUCUCACUCUGCCUUUUUUUAUGUGUAAAGAUUAAAAGAUGUAAGAGGCUGGAGCUGGAGCGGCUGAGAUGUGUUUACCAAGAGGUUUACUCUGAGGAAAGAACUUUUACAUCAGUGCCAAAUCGCAUGAGGAUGUGCAUGGGCAUGCACGCCCGAAUUUAUCUAGACACACUACGCUAAACCCCUCCAAGCUCAACGAGGGAUCAAUUAUUCCAGCAGUGUUAAUAAACGAAAAGCAAACUUUCAAAUUUGAUUUUAAUUCAGAGGUGUUAACUCUGCACACUUGGUUCCUGGUGUUAGCAGUGAACUUUUAGAAUCGUAUCAGUCCCAUAUUGUUUGGAGCUUUUUACAAGUAUAUAUAUUUAUAUUUUAUGAGACGCUAUCAAUCAAAGGACGAGUUUCUUAUACAAAAUUCAACAUUUAAAGGAUUGUGCGAUGCUGUUCUGAGUUAAGACGGAUUUAAAGGCAAAGGCAAUAAUGUUUUGGAAACCUGUGGAAGAUGUCGGAGUUCUUUCUUUUGUCCCUCUGAAGGAGGCGGCUGUGAGGGCGGGAAACAAUUUAUGUAUAAAAACACUAUCAAAGCAGCAAAUGUUACUCUUGGUGUUUGUACAGUUCAGCUCUUGGAGUUCUGAUGUUGGCCUUACUGUCCAUUCCUCCUCUGUUGAUGUUUUUUCAGUUGUAUUCUGUACAAAAAUAUUUUGCAAUAAAUAUGGAACUGUUUUAUAAGGA
Molecule: messenger RNA, 6331 nt
Organism: Notolabrus celidotus (New Zealand spotty)
Lineage: Eukaryota; Metazoa; Chordata; Actinopteri; Labriformes; Labridae
Gene: mib2
Product: mindbomb E3 ubiquitin protein ligase 2
Exons: 19
Coding region: 938-3817 (959 amino acids)
Biological process (GO): protein ubiquitination
Cellular component (GO): cytoplasm
Molecular function (GO): protein binding; zinc ion binding; ubiquitin-protein transferase activity
Source: RefSeq, a predicted model, not a curated record